GCAACGCGAAGGACGUGCAACGCGUGAAGCUCUCGUUGUUGUUGUUGUUGUGCUCGUUGUCGCUGUCGUCGUUGUCGUUGUGUUGAAUGUUUUUUUAGUUGCCACCCCGUGGCAAGCAAAGACGUAGCGCCCAGCGUGUGACGUCAGUAGCGACACACAAAUUAUAAGUUUUCGUGAGAAAAGAAAAGAGCAAAAGAAGAGAGAAGGGAGCAGCAGGAGCAGAAGAAUCUCUAGAAAUCUUCAACUAUGUCUGCGAAUAAUGAAGCGGAGCCAGCGGCUGCAUUGGCCGCUGCUGCUGCUUCCUCGUCGGCAGAUGCCGCUGCCGCCGCCUCGGAGUACCUGAAACGCACCUGCCUCAUCUGCGGCUGUCAAACCAAUCAGACCAUCAACAUCUAUGAGCCGCGCUCCGGACCAAACAUCGUGCAAUUAAUCCAAGCCAAAUUCAAGUUUCAGCCCUUGAAUGAGGAUAAAUUCCUGUGCUUCAGUUGCAACAAUUGGCUAAUCAACUGGCACUCGCUGCAGGCGCUCAAUAGCAACGACGCUGAGAGCCAGAGCCGCAGUCAGAGCCCCUCCGGCCACAUGGGCAACAACAGCAGCAGCGCGGGAAUCGUGCAACAGCAGCUGCCGCUGUCGAAGGGGCAGCCCGUCAAGCUGCGGCCUGUGGCUCAGGUGCGCCCGCAGCCACAGCCACAGAGACAGCCUCAACCUGAGCCGCAGCUACACCCACACCCACAGCCACAGCCAUCGAGUCGCCUGCCCGCCCUAAAAAACAUCGAGAGAGACAGAUCAGUGAGGAGACGGCAGCCCGCUUUGGGCAGACGUCGAUGCAGACGAACGAGCAAGCAGCCUAGACGGCGAUCCUUGCGCAGCUCGUGCGAGUCCUGCAAGUGGCGCACGCUGCAUAAACGUAGCCUGGCCAAGGUAGCGCAGCUGCAGCGCCAGCUGAGCAGGCAGCAGCAGCAGCAGCAGCUGGAGCAGAGGCUAGUCAAGUCGCCCACCUACCAAAGAUUGCCCAAGCCACGCGUCGAUGGCAAAGUUGUGGCCAUGUUUCGACGGCUCGGCACCACGCUAAGCAACGAGCAGACGCAGGAGCAGGAGCAGGAGCAGGAGCAGAGAUCAACGGCUCCACUAAAUCGCAUCAUGAGCCCAGCCAAGCGGCGUCCACGCUGGACACGUCAGCUGGAUGAAGAUGAGAUACUGCUGGAGUUCGAUGGGGCCAUAGGCGAGGUGCUGCCCUCCAUGCAGCCAAUCACAGCAAAGCGACGAUUAAGCUACCAAUCAAAGGGCGAAGCGGAAGCGGAAACGGCAGCGGAGCUGAAAGUGGAACAGGAGCUGGAGCUGAAGUUGGAGCUGGAGCUGGCUGUUAGCCAAGUGAACCACCAAGCCGAAUUGCAGCUGGAGCAGCUGCAGCUGCCGCAGGGACUGAGCAUCACGUUGAUCUAAAAAUCCAAUCCAAAAGCCCAAAAACAGUAAACAAAAAACAACAACAAAAACAAAAACAAAAGAAAAUUAGUCAAAUUUUGCGAGCAUCAAAUUUAGUCUUAGUUAAACUUUAAUUUAUAUGGUACCUCAACUAAAUUUGUAAUUGUUAGUCAAUAUAUAAAUAUACAUUAGCGAAGACCUAAGAAUGUUAAGUUAAUAUAUACAUAUACAUACAUAUAUUAUUAUUAUUAUUAUUCUUAAUUGAAACAAAGCGAACCCAUCACAAGAAGUAAUGAAAUCGUAGUUAAAUUUGUUCACAUUUGCCAUGUUAUAGCUACAAAAACAAAAACAUAACAUAUAAAUAAAAAAUAACUAGCAC
Drosophila hydei is the source of this 1801-nucleotide messenger RNA. RefSeq names its product protein phyllopod. The record is from RefSeq and is a predicted model, not a curated record. Gene Ontology annotation, cellular component: nucleus. Lineage: Eukaryota; Metazoa; Arthropoda; Insecta; Diptera; Drosophilidae. The transcript is spliced from 2 exons. The coding region runs from base 247 to 1443 and encodes 398 amino acids. Gene Ontology annotation, molecular function: zinc ion binding.